This is a messenger RNA of Trypanosoma brucei brucei TREU927, 1461 nucleotides long. RefSeq lists its product as hypothetical. NCBI's taxonomy places the organism in Eukaryota, Euglenozoa, Kinetoplastea, Trypanosomatida, Trypanosomatidae. The transcript has a single exon. The record is from RefSeq and is a predicted model, not a curated record. Gene Ontology annotation, molecular function: ribonuclease III activity. The coding region runs from base 1 to 1461 and encodes 486 amino acids. Gene Ontology annotation, biological process: RNA processing.
AUGAUUCGCUUGAGCGAAGUUGUGCGCCGCGUGUUGCUUCACGCUUCAGGUGGACGUUCGUGUAGAUCAUUCAGAAAUGGAUGUGGUGUCGAGAACGACCACGAAAACGGCAACGCGGACCUUUUAUCGUUGCGCUCCACCCUGCCCAAUCAAAAUGACUUUUUCUUUUCACGUUCUUCAGCCUCAAACUGUUGUCGCCUUUGCGGGGAGGUGUCUCAAACAAUUCUUUCACACACUGGUUCACAGGCACAUGUUACGGUAGAGGCACUCAUGUGGCUGUUGUUUCAGAGAGCGAGACAAUAUAAGGAUGGAGCUGUUGGUGUUUCUCCAACUGCAGCACGAAAUUUUUUUGUUGAGGAGGCCAGAAGGUGGGAGGGAAUACUGCAGUGUUCCUUAGUUAACCAGCGCUCGUCAUCACUUCAUGCCAUUACUGAGGAUGGGUCACCUUGUCUUGAAGAAUCUGCCGUGUAUCAUGGGGAUCCCGCAACACUUUGGAAAGAGGUUGCUGAAAAAAGUGCGUUACGGCUGCAGAGUCAAAUCCGCGUCUUGGGUAAACUUGGUGUGCUGAACGUUGUAGAUUCCCUCUUUACAACGGCAAGCUCUGGUGGCUUGCAGCGUGACGCUGCUUUUCAGCGGAUGGAGUGCAUUGGUGAUCACAAUUGGGGGCAUUCUGUUUGUCGUCGUAUCGUGCUUCUUUUUCCAGAGGUUAACUGGCGGGCAAAUUCAAAUGUUUUGGUGAUGGAUGCAUUACGGACGGUUCUUGAGUGUAAUCAGCACCUGGUUCAUGUUUUCACCUUGCUGCAGCUUAGCGACAAGCUAGGAGGCAGAGAUGUGAAGGAAAAAUCAGUGAAAUUUAAAGCUGAUAUUGUUGAGGCGAUUAUUGGUGAAUUGCACGUGGCAUUAUGGUCUUUGCAGUCUAGCACUAACGACGGUUUCACAUCUAUACCCUCAAUUCACGGGGCUCCUUAUACCAUUCCUUUAGUUUCUAUGGUGGAAGAGUGUUUAGAUGGCAUCGUGGGUCUUGUUAUUCUUGCAUUGAUGGCGCGGUAUGCCGCGUCCCUCGUGCCUGCCGUUGUGGAUCUUGUCCGACGUGAGAAGUAUCUGCUGGAUGUGUCGUGCCCCUUUUAUACGUUACGUAAGCGGCGGGAACGGUUCCGACAGGACGAACACGCCAUGCGAUGGUUAUUGCCCCCGCACCCACCACUGCAGCAGCAGAGGCAGGAGUUGUUGAAGGGACCGCGGAGUUCUGUUGACACGUGCGUGAACGAGUGGAACCUUUCGAAUACCAAUCCUGUUGGUGAUGUACUAGCCAAUGCCUCAGGUGGAGAAAAUAUGGCUCUAACAAAUGCAAUGGAGAAGCGGACCCCGACUGGGGUGGUUUGUUGGACGAAAAAGAUUUUUUUCUCUGAAAUGGCAGAUUUCUAUGGUUUGCUUCGCCUUCCGGGUGGGCAGCCGCCCUGA